This is a messenger RNA of Arabidopsis lyrata subsp. lyrata, 929 nucleotides long. RefSeq names its product putative F-box protein At5g15660. Bases 1 to 858 code for a protein of 285 amino acids. The transcript is spliced from 2 exons. Gene Ontology annotation, molecular function: protein binding. The record is from RefSeq and is a predicted model, not a curated record. Lineage: Eukaryota; Viridiplantae; Streptophyta; Magnoliopsida; Brassicales; Brassicaceae.
AUGCAUAUCCGUGAAGACAGGACCCGGUUAGGGUUUCGAAGACGCAACAAAAAGACCAAAACCGUGAUCAGCAAUCCAGAAACUUCGGAAGAGAGUAACAAGUUUGAUGAAAUCCCCCGUGACCUAGUGAUCGAGAUUCUUGCGAGAUUGCCUGUGAAAUCUGUAGCUAGGUUUCUUACGGUAUCCAAGUCAUGGGCAACAACUAUAUGCAGUCCAGAUUUCAUCAGAUGUUACCCGUGUGGUUCUUCGUCGAAGCCUCGAACCCUAAUUGCUUCUAGUGAAGCAGAUUUCAAAAGGGGUCAACACGAAUGGCACUUCUUCUCGCAGUCUUCCUCAUCAACGUCUCUUGUAUCACGUGUGACAUGUCCGCUCCCAUUACCAUAUAACUAUGGAAAGUACUAUGAUCAACAUCAUGUCAAUGGGUUGAUAAGCCUUGGAUAUGGUCCAAAGCAAAUCGUGGCUAACCCUAGCACAGGUACAUCCAUAACUUUACCAAGAGUCAAAACCAGGAGAACGAUAGUAAAUAGCUUUUUCGGGUACGAUUCUGUUAGUGAUCAAUACAAAGUGUUGUGCAUGACGGUUAAAUCGUAUGGUGAUCAAAGGGAUGAGUCAUGUCAACAUCAAGUAUUCACAUUAGGAGCUAAAAAGAAAUCAUGGAAAAUGAUAGAUUGUAGCAUUCCUCACCGUCCUUGCUCUAACGGUUUGUGCAUAGAUAGUGUUGUGUAUUAUACUAUGAUCAUGAGAUUUAUGUCUUCCAUUACAAUCCCGACACCAAUUUUUUUAGACGCACUAAGGUUGAAGCAUCCUCAGCGUUCAUGUGUCGUUCUAGAAGAGCAAUGGUUUUUCCGGAUUACGUAGAGAGUGUUAGAUUGUUGUAGACUAAAGUUAUAAUUUCGACAAUUUGUGAAUACUUGUAGUGAUAAAAAAAU